CUGAGGGCCGUGAGUGUGACUCGCUGUUGUACGUUGUUCGGACAAUGUCUGGUCGCGGCAAGGGCGGGAAGGGCCUGGGCAAAGGCGGCGCCAAGCGCCACCGCAAGGUGCUGCGCGACAACAUCCAGGGCAUCACCAAGCCCGCCAUCCGCCGUCUGGCCCGGCGCGGAGGCGUGAAGCGCAUCUCCGGCCUCAUCUACGAGGAGACCCGCGGGGUGCUGAAGGUGUUCCUGGAGAACGUGAUCCGCGACGCCGUCACCUACACGGAGCACGCCAAGCGCAAGACCGUCACCGCCAUGGACGUGGUCUACGCGCUCAAGCGCCAGGGCCGCACGCUCUACGGCUUCGGCGGCUAAAGCCUUGGUCCGCGCUUCUUUCCACUCUUUCCAAAGGUCCUUUUCAGGGCCGCCACCUCCUCCACGAGGGGCUGCAGCAUUUUCUCCAGGUGGGGACUUGGGUCAGUGUCUAAAGUCUGUUUCUGCUAUUCUGUUUCAGUGCAUUUCUGAUUGUGAGCUUUAAGUUCAUUUCCGGGUUUUUGAAUUUUCUGUAAACUCAGCUGCUUAGUGGUAUUAGUGUUUCUUGUCCAGCUCUUCAUCUGAGGUUUUAGGGUGCAAAUACACAUGGAGUUAAGUGCCAUUCGAGUUUUACAGGUGUUUUUCAAGGCUGCUAUGGAUUCGAAAGGCUGAGACCUGGCUAUUCUUACUCUAGGGAUUAUGGCCGAGGUAAGCUUGGUUUUGCAUUGUUUACUGGCAGAAUCCUUUGUCCAGUCUUAGUUCAUAAGCCUAUUAGUUCUACUGUGUAUUUAUCCUUGGCUUUGGCCAGGUUCAGAAUGGCAGCAGGCAAACAGCCAUGGUAUAUUUCCUAUCUCCAUGGCAAGAAUUCAAGCCAUCUAGGAUCUUGAAUUUGGGCUUUUGAGCUUCUAACUCCAGGGAAAGCUAGAGAACUGAUCUCUCGUCCAGCAUGAGACGAGGUUUAAUUUAAAUGCCACUUAAGUAUGUUCUAAGAAUUGGGGUUGACUGGGAAUGGCACACUCCUUUAACCCCAGCACCUCAGAGGCAGGCCGAUCUCGAGUUCAAGGCUAGCCUUGGCUAACAUGGUGAGUUUAAAGCCAGUGAAGAAUACGUAGUAAGACCUUGUCUCAAAAAACAAAAGGAACAAAGAUGUGAACUCGCCCAAGAACAAUAACCAUCCCUUCCCCUCAACGCAACAUCAAUUACACUCGAGUGGCAGAGGCAGGUGGCUCGCUGGGUUGAAGGCCAGCCUGGUCUACAUACCAAGUACCAGAAGCAAGUAGCAGUAACACCCAGUCUUAAGCCCAAUGGAGAAGGAAUCUAGAGCUUCUGCGCAUGUUCUGAUGUGAUGAAACGUCAUGAAGCCAAUGUAAGGAAAGAAAGAUUAAGGUUUAUUUUUAUUUACUAUUAGCUGGGCACGAUGGUGCAGACCUUUCAUCCCAGCACUUGUUUGUAGCUAGAGCAAAGUAGAGAAACCCUGUCUCAAAGCAGAGAGACUGAUUUCUAUGUAUGUGUAUGUGUAUGUGUCUUGUCUAAGGGAGACAAGGUCCCUUAGAGCUUAAGUUAUAGAAGGUCAUGAGCACAGGACAGGGGUGCUGGGAACUGAACUCAGUAAAGUGUAUGCUCAUAACCACUGUGCCAGCUCUACAGCCCUUUUUAUUUACCUUUUUUUUUUUUUUUAACAAUUAAAGGACCACAGUUUGAAGUAACGGAAUGAUUCAAGUAGUAGUUAUAUCUCGCUUAUUUUUGGAGUUUCCCAAGUGACCAGAGACCACGCAUUAGUUUGCUUCCUCGUUGUUUUUGAAGACAUUUGUAAAUAUUCAUAUGCAAUUGUGAAAACUGCUCUUAUGUUUUGUGUAUAAAAAGGGCCAAACCAAGCCAGGAAGUUUAGGGAAAUUCAUCAGCAUAAACUCAUCAAUAAGAAUAUUUACCCAUUUUUAAAAUGGAUAACAAAUUGCUCAUUCAUUCAUUUAUUUAUUUAAAACAUCUCAAUCUGCCAGAGGGCAGGUCAGAUUUUUAAAACCAAGUCUUUCUAAAUCUCACAUCUGAUCGCUCAGCUUCUUGAUUCUUCCCACAAUACAUCCAUAUCACGUUGUUCCUUGAGACAACUGGAAAAGAAGAAUCUGUUCAGUUUGUACACGCACAGCACGAAGUCCUUACGGUGCAUCACAGCCCGUCAGCAAAUUUAGAGGAACAAACCAGGAAAUUCAGAUUUCACAAUGAACAUAGAAGCUCAAUAUUAACAGUGGGCACUGAAACUCAAUUACUCUUUUUUUUUUUUUUUUUGAGACAGGUUUUCUCUGUGUAGCCUUGGCUGUCCUGGCCUCGCUUUGUAGACCACCAGGCUGGCCUGGAACUUACAGGGAUCCGACUGCCUCUGUCUCCCUGAGCGAUGGGAUUACAGGCCCGUGCCAGAGCACCGGGCUUUCAUUGCUGACUUUGACUGUAGCCUGUCUUCUGUAGGGGAAACCUUAGGGAACAAACGGGUUCGUUUGUUCUUGUUUUCUGACCUCAGCAGGCCUUUUACUAGGUAACUGAGAAUGUGUCUUUUAUCUGCAUGUUGUAUUGUUGGUUCCCUGCUACAAAGCAGCUGGCAAAACACCCUGACCUGAUUUAAUUAAUAAUACAUAAAAAGCACCUUGACCUAAUCUUUUUUCUUUUGAGACAGGAUUUCUCUGGGAGUAGCUUUGUCUGUCCUAGAACUCACUCUGCAGACCAGACUGCCUUCAAACUCACAGAGAUCCAUCUGCCUCUGCCUCCCAAGUGCUGGGAUUAAAGACAUGAGCCACCACCGUCCAGCCUGACCUAACCAUACAUACUUCUAAUUUUUUUUUCUCAGAAAUCUUCAGCUAAAUCAUUAAUCUGAGCAGCAUUGCUUUUUAAUAAAUCCCCACUAUUGUUAUGUUUUGUGAAUGCAUUGCCCGAUGGGGAAAUUAGAAAUUUGCCAGGGAUAUUUAUUUAUACAAGGCACAAAACAGGGUGACCAGGACAGCAACGAGUGAAGGCUAGCAGUAACAAGAGGUCUUCAGGAAGCAGGACCCUUAGGGUCUUGACCAGUUAGUUGUUUUUCCUCAGGCCGCUCUUCCUGCACUACACUAUCGCCACCAAACUAGCCUUGAAUUGAUAAGUAGCUAGGUAGGGAUAAACUUGAAUUUUUAAGUUUUUUGUUUUUGUUUUAAUUUUUGUGUGCAGGGUGGUGGCGGUGGUACAAAUGCCCACAGAUCCCCUGGAACUAGAGGCAGCUGUGACAGUCCUCCUCCUCUCCACGGGUACCAGGAAUUUAGCUUGGGGUCAUUUGCAAGAACAAUACACAUUCUUAACUGCUGCAGGCCACAACCUUAAAUUCUUGAUCCUCCUGCCUCCACCUCCAGAGUGCUGGAAUUACGACGGUGAGCCCCCAUGCCUGGUUUACGUACUUCUGAAUGGCAAGCUAGCGAGCACUGGGCGUGGAAACUCUCUGCCACCGCAGCUUUCCUGGGGCCUGGUAACGCACGCUUGUAUUCAUCUAAAAAUGCUGGCAGGUCAGUUUUGCUCUCGUGUGGUUUAGGAUUUCUUUGCUGUGGUUUGCUGGCUCUGGAUGCAGUAACUUUGGGGACUGCCUCGGAAACCCUGGGAAGUUUAUCACCAUCCACACUGCCGAUCCUGCAGGAUCCCGUAGGACCUAACUAGAGACCACUACUCUUUUCCGUAAUGAUGUCAAGGCUUGCAGUAAGUUAACAAGACAGUUUCUGCUCUGUUAUCGCCAAAUGAGUCUUCUCCAUGUACUUAUCAAAAGGCCCAGAACCACAGCAUUCUGACCUCUAAGAAUGUAAGAGAAGCUCAUCAGACUCACCCUUUGAAGUCCUUUUAGAUUUCGUAGGUAAUAACUGAGUGAAGGAGCACACAUUCAUAGCCAGCUGAUGUGGUAUGUGUGGGAGUAGGUGACCCCAACAUCUGUGGCUUCUGUUUUCUUGACCUGGGUGUGGUGGAUCCACCUGUAGUGCCAGCUGCCUUCACAGCCGCUGGAGUGGAGAGUUACUGUGGAGAGUCCUUUCCAAGUUGGUGCCUCUUUGGCUUCCUGCCUGAGGCAGGCAGUAUCACCGGACUGGAAUAAGGGGAAACUUCUUGGACUUGGAUGUCCGCUGGGUCCCUCGGGUGGUCCAGUGGAAUGAAUAGCCUUUAUGGAGGACUGUGGUGACCAGUUUCAUCUCAUGACAGUCACGGAUGAGCACCUGACUCAUCAGGCAAGAGAGUAGCAGAAUUGGUGGUGGUGGGUUUCUCAAACUGGACUUACGGGUGGGGGCCUGGUUCUGGGUCACACAGUCAUUAGACAGCCAGCAUUCUGGUGCUUGUAGGAGGGGGGGGUCCUCAGCUGUGUAAUGGGGGUGCGAUAAGAUCUUGACCAGCGGCUAACUUGUUUGCGUUUUUCCUUUUCACUACGUGAGCAGUGGCCACCACAGUUCUUAGACAGGUGGACCAUCCUGUGGCUAAUGGUUCCAAUCAUUUGGAUGGGCACCUAUGUCAUAGGACAUUUCCUUGGCCCCAAAGUUUAGAAUAAAAUCCCUUUUGUCUUUUGUUUCAUGAGCAAAUAAAGGAAAAUGUUUGGGACAUAUGGAAGGCCUAGGGCUUGAGCCAAAGUCAGAGCUGUUUUUAAAAGCCUCAAAUGUCUUUUGUUUAGUCUCAGUCUAGAUUAGGGGCUUGCUGCUCCACUUUGUGCUGGUGUAUAGACGCUUGCUAUUGCCACGAACUCUGGUACCCAGUGGCAGCAAUAUCCAGCUGCAUCUAGGAAUGCUAGAGCCUGUCUCUUGGGCUUUGGAAUUGGGGUCUGAAAGAUGGCAUCAAUCCUACUCUGAGCCAGGCUCCUUUCGCCUCCCCCUCAGCUGUUAGCCAAAAUAGGCAGCCUUCUACAAAGCUGGGCUUUUUUAGCUGACAUUCUGUAGCCCAAGGUCUGUAACUCUGGCAGCAGUCCCUCAGUGGCCCCUCUAAAAUCUAUUUCCCAAGAAACCUCUGACGAAGGGCAGGUGGUCAGCAUUUAGUGUCUUAAACCCUGGGGAAACCUGUUUCAGGUACGUUGCCCACCGUAACCUCCGACGUGGACUGUCCGUUUAAAAACAAAUAUGGGUUGACUCACUUCUGCCAGUGGAAGGCUGACAAAUGUGUCUUUUAGUUCCAAGACAGUGGACACCUGGAGGAAUCAGACUCAUGAGAACCAGAGGUCCCAGGUUUCUUCACAGGCAGGAGAAGCAUAAUCCAGGGUGAAUGACAGGGCACCAGGAUGCCUGUCUCUUUAAGCCAGGCAAUAAGCAAUUUCUCUUUGGUUUCAGAGUCAUUGGGUAGUGUUUGAUCUGGAUGGGGUGCAUGGGAGGGGAGCAGAGGGGAAGGAGGUUAGCUGAACUGGUUAAUUAAACAAUUAUAGGAGCUUGCUGUUGGGCCAAUUCUGGGGGCCGGGGAGUUGGGGGUUGGUUUCUUCUGACAGUAGGUGAGACACCAAAAUUUUGCUGGGCAUCUGUCAUGCCCAGCUGCAAGUCUAGCUGCAUCUUGUCAUCAGAGAAGGUGACGGCAGCUUUCAGUUUAUGCCAAAAGGGCUUGUUGUAAUUGUUGGGAUCUGUAAGCAGGCAUCUCUACAGCCAGCCCCAAGGGACCUGACAAACUGGUUGUCUGGCAUCUGUGAGGCCACCUAGAAGACCACCGCUGGCCACCAGAAACCACCUGUGCAUGCUCUGGGUCACCUUAUAAGAACUCGAAGCUCCUCCUCUUUCUUUCCCUCCUGCCUCAUCCAGAGAUGGUCUCUGUGACCCCUUCCCCUUUUCCUACCCCCUUCCCUUUCCCUUUCUCUCCCCUUCCCCAAUAAACCUCCCAUG
Molecule: messenger RNA, 5851 nt
Organism: Meriones unguiculatus (Mongolian gerbil)
Lineage: Eukaryota; Metazoa; Chordata; Mammalia; Rodentia; Muridae
Product: histone H4
Exons: 1
Coding region: 45-356 (103 amino acids)
Biological process (GO): nucleosome assembly
Cellular component (GO): nucleosome
Molecular function (GO): DNA binding; structural constituent of chromatin; protein heterodimerization activity
Source: RefSeq, a predicted model, not a curated record